Molecule: messenger RNA, 2502 nt
Organism: Mycosarcoma maydis (corn smut)
Lineage: Eukaryota; Fungi; Basidiomycota; Ustilaginomycetes; Ustilaginales
Exons: 1
Coding region: 1-2502 (833 amino acids)
Biological process (GO): regulation of transcription by RNA polymerase II
Molecular function (GO): protein dimerization activity; DNA-binding transcription factor activity, RNA polymerase II-specific; RNA polymerase II cis-regulatory region sequence-specific DNA binding
Source: RefSeq, a predicted model, not a curated record
AUGCUGUAUUCCACCUACCGUCCUCCUCUGGCUCCCAGCACCGACCCGCGUUCGUACGACAAGAACUAUGCCGAUGACUUUCAUCAUCGUCCUCAUCCGCAUGCCAGCUUGGGCGCGCCCGGCUCGGUCAGUGUCAGCUCGGAUCGAUUCGAAUAUAAAGGUCAGCACCUACUCGCCUCCACUUUGGAGAGUCGCUUAUGCUCGAAUGCUCUCGUUCGCGACUGCUCUGUCAUUGGUGUAUCUCAAUCGGAUGGUGCUGUCAUCACAUUGUCUUCGCACCAAGCGCCUAUGCUCAACACUACACCUAUCGCCUUUGUCGCGCUCAGCUCCGCCGGAAAGGAACGUUCCGCACACGGCGGCGACAAAGAGUCCAAGCGCAUGAAGUCCGAGCUGAUCAAGUGGAUCGUCGACUUUGCUCCUCCUUUCAAGCUGAUGAAAGGCAAACUUCUCUUUGUCGAGGCCAUCGCUCGUGCUCACGAUGGCUCUGUGCUGCGUCAUCUGCUUGUCGAGAAGGCCACUUCACCGCCUCUUCCAGCUCCUGACAAGGGUUUCUUCAACACGGUUCUUUCCGAAUCUUCGACCCCGGCUGCACCAAGCAAAGCAGCCUCGGUCGUUGGAGACAUGAACGAGCCAGCAAGUCCACCCAAAAGGACCGCUCGCGACUCAAAGCGACGUGCGACACAUAGUCAGAUCGAACGACGCAGAAGAGAAAAGAUCAACGACAGGCUCGUCACCCUGCGCUCAAUCGUGCCCGCAUGCGCCAAGGAGCUCGAAGAUCGACGCAGACAAAAGCAGGAGGAACAAGACGAAGCGGCUCGCAUCGCUGCCGGUGGUGCACCAAAAACCUACAUCGAUGCGGCCACCGGUAAGCCCAAACGCAAGAGGAAUCGCAAGAAGCCCGACACGAAAAAACCAGGAGGAGCAGACAAAGAAGAGGAACUCGGCUUGCACAAACUCGAAGUGCUCACACAUGCCAUCAACUACAUCUUUGAGCUCAAGGCUAUCAUCCAUAAGCUGGAAACGGGCUCAAGUCCGGAACACGUGCCCACAGCAGACAAUCCUUUCGGCGUUCGUAACAAGGACGGCACGUAUCGUCAGGAUGCCAAGAUUGAGGAUGAUCCGGGAUACGGUCUUGGUGCUCGCACGCUCGAAGCUGAUCAUGGAAAGGUGGCAGCCGGCAGGUCAGCGACCAGUGCAAUGCAACGUGAGUGCCAAGAAAGUGAGGAGGAAGACGAUGGAGAGCAAGAGGAAGUGGAGCAAGACCAACUUGAAGACGACGUUACAGAAGGCGACGAUGAACAAGACACCGACGCUGCAGAUGAUGACCAAGACGACCAAGAUGAUGAUGAGGACGAGCCGCUCGGGCGUCGAUCCAAGAAACACAUGACUUGUGCCGCCUUUUCUUCGCACACCGAUCGAUCGCCCGCGUCGCACGUCAAGGUGGAUUGCUUUGUGGUACCUAAGCGAUACCGCCACACCGACGCGGCUGGCUCCUCCUCUUCCAGCAGAGGGAGUGCCGAAGUGUCUCCCGCAUUCUCGCUCAUCCAACAAAGCCCUAGCACCAUCUCGCCUGCAACCACUGUGACGUCUCCUAUGAUGAGCCUCUCCGCCGAGUCACCGAUCAUGCUUCCGGAUUCUGCCAUGGGCAUGUCGAAACGUGCUGGCCCUACAGCAUCCAGAGUUUCUCAGAGCCCCGUGUUUUCUUCAUUGCCUGCUUCUGCUUUGCCUCUGCCCUCUGGUCUACCGGCGAGACGCGAAUCGAGCAGCUUCUUAUUCAAACAGCUCAGCUUGACUUCGCCCAACUUUACUCCGUUUACCGCUGCUGGCUACUAUAGUGGCGUAUCGUCGUGUACGGCAGCGUCCGUGGCAACAGCCGCGGGCGGCGCACGAGUGAAGUCUACCACGCUGAGCUUUGCAACGACGUACGGAGAGGAAUCCGAGGUGCGCGAGACGAGCAGUAGUUCACAGAAAACUCCUGGUUUGUCGGAUCGAGACAUGAAGACGGAUCAUGUCUCGGCGACUGUUGCGUCUGAUGCAUCAGCUGCAGAGCUGUUGCUCAAUUUCUCCACCUCGCCCGAAGUGCUUCGACCGAUCGGUAGUAGCAGUCAAAGCAGCAGUAAGCGUCCCGCUCAUUGGCCCGCCAGUAUGCUUGACUCGUCUCCUCACACACGCCCCAUGGUCGGUCUAACACACAACAACAGCCGUUCCACCUUUUCUUGCGCACACUACCGACCUACGCUGCAAACCUCGCCAUCACCAGCUUUGUUCACCACUUGCAAACCCACCACACUGCCAGCACCCAACGUCUCGAAUCACCAACUCGUGUCCCCCGUAAACCAUGCGCACGCACUCCCCCUUGCCUCCCCACCGCUCCUGGCCCUCGAUAGCUCCUCCCCCCUAGACGACGAUCACCUCUCCGAUAAAACCAUCGACGACCUCCCAGAGAGUGUGGUAAAGCUAGAAGCGUCCCAACUGGUCGGCCACGUGCAUACUGCUGGCUAG